Centruroides sculpturatus (bark scorpion) is the source of this 3477-nucleotide messenger RNA. RefSeq names its product mitogen-activated protein kinase kinase kinase 20-like. The coding region runs from base 493 to 3039 and encodes 848 amino acids. Gene Ontology annotation, biological process: protein phosphorylation. Gene Ontology annotation, cellular component: cytoplasm. Gene Ontology annotation, molecular function: ATP binding; protein binding; protein kinase activity. NCBI's taxonomy places the organism in Eukaryota, Metazoa, Arthropoda, Arachnida, Scorpiones, Buthidae. The transcript is spliced from 20 exons. The record is from RefSeq and is a predicted model, not a curated record.
GUUAUAAUCUGAAGAUGGCUGUUAAAAGCAGCCAAAAAUGUUUGUUUCAUUAAAAAUUGUCUGCUAGAUCAAAAAGGUUUUUGAAUAGAAUUAUUAACUGAAUACUUGCAAGUUGUACUUACUUUACAAUAGUGAAAGAUGAUAAAAUAUAUUAAAUGCACUCAAGGCACAAUAUAUGACCUGUAAAAAUGUUGCAAGAAAGAUACAAUAAAAAUUAAUUUAUUCACAGGAUAAACAUCCUAAUAAAGAUGAUAUGAUGGUUUUAAAAAAUCAGCAGUAAUCAAGAAACAAGUAAAACUGAUGAAACUAAAUUAUGGUUGAAAACAGCAAUUAGACAGAAAGAUCUCUGGCUUGAAAUGGGAAUCCAUCGAAAAACAAAAAGACCAUCUAUUAAAGGAAAUGACCUUCCUGCUAAUGGAUAGUUGAUAAUCUGAUACUUCUUUCUCGAAUCACACUGGCAUCUUCGAAGACAGUCUGUUAUAGUUCAAGCAGAUGCAUGAAAUGGCUGCAGAUUCGGGAGGAAAUAGCAGUGAUAAUGAAGCAGAUGUUACCACUCCAUUUGUUCAAGUAGAUUUCAAUGAUUUAGAUUUUUACGAAAGAUGCGGGGAAGGAGCAUUUGGUAGCGUCUAUCGAGCAGCAUGGAAACCACAAAAUAGAAUAGUUGCUGUAAAAAAGCUACUCGUUCUAGAGAAAGAGGCUCAAGUACUCAGCUUACUAAGUCACAAGAAUAUAAUUCAAUUUUUUGGAGCUGUUAUUAAACCACCAAAUUUCUGCAUCAUUACUGAAUAUGCAGAAAAUGGUUCUCUUUAUGCAUUCCUUGCUCAGCAAGAACAUAAUUCUAUGUUGAGUUUUGAACAGAUUUUACGUUGGAGCAUUGAAAUUGCUGCAGGUAUGAAUUAUCUGCACUAUGAGGCACCUGUAAAAGUAAUUCACCGAGAUUUAAAAUCUAAGAAUGUUGUUAUUAGUUCUGAUUUUGUUUGUAAGAUAUGCGACUUUGGAGCAUCUCGAUUCUUAGGUGGCACCACAAAGAUGUCUGUUGCCGGAACUUUACCGUGGAUGGCCCCCGAAGUUAUACAAUGCUUACCAGUAUCAGAAGCAUGCGAUGUAUGGUCAUAUGGUGUUGUGCUUUGGGAACUUUUCACUCAUGAAGUGCCAUUUAAAGGUAUAGAAGGCUUUCAAGUAGCUUGGGCUGUUGUAGAAAAAGAAGAGCGGUUACCUAUUCCAAAAUCCUGUCCUCCAAAAUUUGCUGAUCUUAUGAGAUGGUGUUGGAAAUCAGAUCCAAAGGAGAGACCAAUUUUUUCUGUAAUAUUAAAACAACUACAUAUUUUAAAAGAAGAUGAUUCCUUAUAUGAUGAAGCUUCUAUCUACCUCACUCAGAAAAGUGUUUGGAGGAAAGAAAUUGAGUUUACACUUGAACUUAUGAAGAAAGCAGAAAGAGAUCUUAAUCAAAAACAGAAACAGUUAGAAGAGUGGGAGAACCGUUUACUCGAGAAAGAAAAUAAACUAAAACAUCAGAAACUCUGCAUGGAACUUUACAAUCAUGACGUAAACCUAUGGUCUGAAAAAGAUGUUUAUCUUUGGAUCAAACAAUUUGGAAGUGAUGUAAGUGCUCAAGAUUUAGAACAAUAUGCAGACUUAUUCCUCAAUCAACAUAUCACUGGAAAGCGUCUUUUGAUGUUAUCGUCAGAAACUCUUAAAGACAUGGGCAUUAAUUCUGUUGGUCACAGAAUACACUUAAUAGAUGAAAUUGAAAAAUUAAGAAAUCAUAACAAGAGGAUGAUAGAAUUUCCCCCAUUGGAAAAGAACAUUUGUCACAAUCCUCUGCCUACAUUUCAUCGACCUAAAACUAUAAAACUCACGCUAUUGUUUGGAAAUCAUGUACGUUUGGGAAUGUCUUCGUCAGAUCAUAAAUGGAAAAUGUUUGUUGAAGUAGACGAUGAAGAAAAUCCACUUAACGCUGUUACGUGUAUUAAAGAAGUUAGUUUCGAAUGUAGGCAAGCAGGUCUCUCUUUAACAAGGAUCACUCAACCUCCGUUUGUAAUGGAAAGAUGGUGUUUAGGAAUAACUCCGGAUACCAUUGUUACGUGUAUUGUUACUUAUCAGCACAUUAUCAAAAAACCUAGAUUCACAAAACAUUGUCAUCAAGUCAAAACAGAAGGACAACUUUCAGAGCAAAGAGAAGUUACGUUAACACGAAGAAUGAUAAGAGGCGAAUCAAACAGUCCUCAUCGUAAAUCUAGCCAACAUAGCAGAAGCGCACCUAUUAUUCCCGAUGCAUGGAAAAAUCGUUACUACUCUGAUCAAUUUCCUCUUCAAAAUGAUAAUAUUGAACAAAGUACAUGGGCAAAUGUUGCUUCUGGCGAAAGUCGUAAUAGUCCAUUUCAAAAGAAAGAUUUUCCUUCUCUUGGAGCAUCAGAUACAAGCAGCAGUGAAGGAGAAAGCAUUCUUGAUACAGUUAAGGCUUUGGGGUUGCAUCUUUUUAACGAAAGCUCUGCUGAAAAAUUAUCGCAGGCCAAAAGAUUCAUGAAACCCGACCGCAAAGUUUUAUUCUCCCUGCACGAAUCGAGUUCUUCGGAGUCGAUCGGUAACAACGAAACUUCAAAAUUCUUCAGAGAGAGAAGAAGCAGCACACCGUCUCGCAAAUUGGGACACCAACGAAGAAAAUACAGACACUCUUCGAGUGAUUCGGGAUUUCCUUUCGAAAAUCACUGUGAAAGUAAUCUCUUCGAUAACGACCGUCUGAAUAAGCACUUUGUCAAAUUCCAACAAUGUCGCAUCAGGCUCCAGAGAGAGGUGGAUCACGUUCAAUCUAGCAGUCAGCGAUCAAACACGAGCGAGAAAUUGCACCAGAGAAACACCAUGGAUUCGUUUAACAUCGGAUUAGAGGACAGAUUUUCACAAUUUCCCUUUCGUUUUCACCAGCACGGAAACGGCAGCACGUUUGGAAAGCGAUGCCGCGGAAGGGGAAGACUGUUCAGUAGGGAAAAGGGCGAGCCCGAGCUGAGAGCCUGGAGUUUAGACCGCGAAGAGGGAAUGUAAAAACAGUAUGCAUAUUAUAUUUUUGCUUGCUACCCAUUUCCACCACUGUAAUGUGAUAAUUAUGUUCCAUUGUAUUUAUUUCAAUUAAUAUUUUAAAAUGUCUUCGAGUCGGUAAUUUUUAAAAUUACCAACUUGAAAAUGAAAGAUCAAGGAAAAUUUGAAAAUAUUUUCUUAAAAGAAAAGGAGAGAGAGAGAGAGAGAGGAGGCAAAUUUUGAUAAACCAAACUUUGGUUAACUUAUCCCAAUUAAAUGUCUUAGUAAUCCGUUAUCACGACACGUUGUCUCCGACACUAACGGUCUCAGGUUGUGAACUCGUUAUUCUGUAAAUACUACCUUCCAUUGACUAAUGUGCCAAUUGUGCAAUAAAAAAUUCAUACCUCAUCAUUAAAAUUAGACACAGAACACAGACAGACAGAGAGAGAGGGAGGGAAGAAAAAA